AGUCUCUCCAUUCAUCUCAUCUCUAUUUCUAUGUAUGUAAAAUAUUCAUCUCAAUCAAAUUCUACAAUUCUAGAUUUGUGUUAUCUGUGUUCCGAUUCAUCUCGAGUAUGCUCAUUGCCUCAUUCUUCCUCGCCUUCAAGCCAAACGCAAACGAGACACUUCAACUGCUCCAAUCCAUGUUUGACGUGCUUCCACACGAUAUCACAAUCGAAUGAAACGGUCGAGAUUGCGUCUUCAUCCGGCGGCUAGAGCUGGAUCAAUUGUUUCGUUAAAUCUGUUUUGUGGAUGUUCGAGUGAGUUGCGGAACUACCCGAUGGGUUACGUGAUGGGAGAGAGUGAUAGUAUUGAAUCUUUAGCAAUUAGAUUUGGGUCUGGGAAACUUAUUAUUGAAGAUGAUGAUGACAAGGAUGACGAUGAUGAGGAUGAUGAUGACAAAGAUGAAGAUGACGUUGAAGAUAAAUUGUACAGAUUGAUUCAAAUUCCGGUCUCUAUUGUUCAAAUACACAUUUGUUUAAGACUGAGCUCUCUAGGGUUCUAUAUGAAAUCAAUAUUGAUGUUAAUUAGCUUUCAUGCUAUCAUAUUCUGUGAACUGUGUUUGAGAGAUGUCAGACAUUCAAAAGAAAUGAUUUCCUCACAAAAUUUAAAGAAUACUCAAUUAACUAAUUUGUUUUUCAAGUACAUGUAAUGAAGAAGAUUAUGUUUGACUAAAUGUGACAACAUUUUGAGAAGAUGGCAGGUCAAGUUGAUGCAACUAGCAGAUUAAAGCAAAGCAGAAGCGAGAAAAAGAGCAGGAAGGCAAUGCUUAAGCUUGGAAUGAAGUUCAUUCCUGGUGUCAGCAGA
Molecule: messenger RNA, 840 nt
Organism: Impatiens glandulifera
Lineage: Eukaryota; Viridiplantae; Streptophyta; Magnoliopsida; Ericales; Balsaminaceae
Exons: 3
Coding region: 212-685 (157 amino acids)
Source: RefSeq, a predicted model, not a curated record